UCCCGCGCUUGUCUCCAGCAGAGCCAGCAUGGAAGCGGAAUCCAUGGAAGCAUCGGCCUCGCUGCCUCCGGCGGUGUCCUGGGAGGCGGCGGCGGUGGAGGAAGAGGCAGCGCCCAGCAGCACGUCGCCCACGGCUCGCGAGGUGGAGGAAGAGCUGAUCCUACCCGCCUCCACCUCCCUGGGGAGCGACGAGGACACGGUCUUGCCGCGGUCGAGCUCCUUGGAGGGGGGGGACGACCUCCCGGAGCCCUCCCUGCCCUCUUCGUCCGAGUGGCCGGAGCCGCAGAGCGCCGGCCCCAACGAGCCGACCUCCGCGCCCCUCGAGAGCUCCCCUUUCGUCUCCUCCUCGCUCUCGCCGUCGCCGCUCUCCUGGAAGGCGCCCUCCGACGGCCUGCAGCGGCGGCUGGAAGAGGCGGAAGGCCGCGGGGAGCAGGCCGAGCGGACGAAAGCCAAGAAGAAGGGGCCGCCGGCCAAGAAGGGCGCGCCAAGCUACACCGUGAGGACCAUCGUGCCAGCCGAGAAGGAAGAGCUGGUGUCGGUGGCCAAGGCCAUGCACCGGGAGAAAUUCGCCAAGAACGCCAAGGAGCUCUUCCACUUGGAGAAGGAGGCGGCCCUCAAGUCCCUCCAGACAGGCCUCUACAUCGGCUGGCGCUGCCCUGAAUAUCUUUGGGAUUGUUUCCGAGUGGGGGAUGAGUCCAAGUGCUUCUGUGGGCACCUGCUGAAGCUGCACCAGGUGUACGUGGAGAAACGAGCCACUGUGCCCUGCACUGUGGCUGGCUGCCGAUGCCAGGGAUUCCUGUUCGUUCCUUCAUGCCCUGAGGAGGUGGGCGAAUUCUGGCUCCGGCGAAGAACUGGCUUUGAUGUGGCAGCCUGGCGAGCAAAGUGCCGGUGCGCACACACUCACGAGGAGCACGCGCCCACCGGAGCCCGGGCCUGCUGCGUCCGAGGCUGCUCCUGCAUGGCCUUCACCUCCAGCUUCCUGUGUGCGGCCUGCGACCGACGCUGGGAGGAGCAUGAAACCUUCUUUGAGUCAGAGGAGACGCGGCGCAGAGGUGGCCGGCCUUACGGAGAAGCUUACCUGCCCUUUGUCGAGCUGCCCGAGCUGCGUGGGGCCGUGCUGACGGGGUGCUCUGAGGACCCUUCCGCCUCCUGGGCUCUGCAGGGCCAGGCCUGUGAGGCCCCGCCCACCUCCUCCUUCUCCUCCUCCGGCUCAAGGGCUCUGCCUCUUCCCCCCCCAGGCCCCCGGCGGUUCCUGCAGAAGGACGACAAGAAGGCUUGAGGCGCCCCCCCCUCCCCGCUUCCUGCUGCGCAUGGGAGGCAAAAUAAAGAGAGAGUGCUCUGCUGCAGGGCUCUUUGUGGCCGUAUCCUCUGAGCCACGGGGGGCGGGGGGGGCGCUGGGCUCAGUGGGGAUGCCAGGCUGAGGCCGGGAUUCUUCUCCCCAGGGAGGGGGCUGGCAAGAUCCUCUUCUGUGCCCGGAGAGAGGUGG
This is a messenger RNA of Notechis scutatus (mainland tiger snake), 1486 nucleotides long. It is a transcript of the gene FAM221B, whose product is annotated as family with sequence similarity 221 member B. The record is from RefSeq and is a predicted model, not a curated record. NCBI's taxonomy places the organism in Eukaryota, Metazoa, Chordata, Lepidosauria, Squamata, Elapidae.